Molecule: messenger RNA, 1841 nt
Organism: Acinonyx jubatus (cheetah)
Lineage: Eukaryota; Metazoa; Chordata; Mammalia; Carnivora; Felidae
Gene: EEF1A1
Product: eukaryotic translation elongation factor 1 alpha 1
Exons: 8
Coding region: 174-1562 (462 amino acids)
Biological process (GO): translational elongation; translation
Molecular function (GO): translation elongation factor activity; GTPase activity; GTP binding
Source: RefSeq, a predicted model, not a curated record
AGUUGGCGCGGGGUAAACUGGGAAAGUGGUGUCGUGUGCUGGCUCCGCCCUCUUCCCCGAGGGUGGGGGAGGAUCGUAUAUAAGUGCCGUAGCCGCCUUGAACGUUCUUUUUCGCAACGGGUUUGCCGCCAGAACACAGGUGUCGUGAAAACCACCGCUCAACCUAAACCAAAAUGGGAAAGGAAAAGACUCAUAUCAACAUCGUCGUCAUUGGACACGUAGAUUCGGGCAAGUCUACCACUACUGGUCAUCUGAUCUACAAAUGUGGUGGGAUCGACAAAAGAACUAUCGAAAAAUUUGAGAAGGAGGCUGCUGAGAUGGGAAAGGGCUCCUUCAAGUAUGCCUGGGUCUUGGAUAAACUGAAAGCCGAACGUGAACGUGGUAUCACCAUUGAUAUCUCCCUGUGGAAAUUCGAGACCAGCAAGUACUAUGUGACCAUCAUUGAUGCCCCAGGACACAGAGACUUUAUCAAAAAUAUGAUUACGGGCACAUCUCAGGCUGACUGUGCUGUGCUGAUCGUUGCUGCUGGUGUUGGCGAAUUUGAAGCAGGUAUCUCCAAGAAUGGGCAGACCCGUGAGCAUGCCCUUCUGGCUUACACACUGGGUGUAAAACAACUUAUUGUCGGUGUUAACAAAAUGGAUUCCACUGAGCCACCCUACAGCCAGAAGAGAUACGAGGAAAUCGUUAAGGAAGUCAGCACCUACAUUAAGAAAAUUGGCUACAACCCCGACACCGUAGCAUUUGUGCCAAUUUCUGGUUGGAAUGGUGACAACAUGCUGGAGCCAAGUGCUAAUAUGCCUUGGUUCAAGGGAUGGAAAGUCACCCGUAAAGAUGGCAAUGCCAGUGGAACCACACUGCUUGAAGCUCUGGAUUGCAUUCUGCCACCUACUCGUCCAACUGACAAGCCCUUGCGUCUGCCCCUCCAGGAUGUCUACAAAAUUGGUGGUAUUGGUACUGUCCCUGUGGGUCGAGUGGAGACCGGUGUUCUUAAGCCAGGCAUGGUGGUCACUUUUGCUCCAGUCAAUGUUACAACUGAAGUAAAGUCUGUUGAAAUGCACCAUGAAGCUUUGAGUGAGGCUCUACCUGGGGACAACGUGGGCUUCAAUGUCAAGAACGUAUCUGUCAAAGAUGUUCGUCGUGGCAAUGUGGCUGGUGAUAGCAAAAAUGACCCACCAAUGGAAGCAGCUGGCUUCACAGCUCAGGUGAUAAUCCUGAACCAUCCAGGCCAAAUCAGUGCCGGAUAUGCACCUGUGCUGGACUGUCACACAGCUCACAUCGCCUGCAAGUUUGCUGAGCUGAAGGAGAAGAUUGAUCGUCGUUCUGGAAAAAAGCUGGAAGAUGGUCCCAAGUUCUUAAAAUCUGGUGAUGCUGCCAUUGUUGAUAUGGUUCCUGGCAAGCCCAUGUGUGUUGAGAGCUUCUCUGACUAUCCUCCUCUGGGCCGUUUUGCUGUUCGUGACAUGAGACAGACGGUUGCUGUGGGUGUCAUCAAAGCAGUGGACAAGAAGGCAGCUGGAGCUGGCAAGGUCACCAAGUCUGCCCAGAAAGCUCAGAAGGCUAAAUGAAUAUUAUCCCCAAUACCUGCCACCCCAGUCUUAAUCAGUGGUGGAAGAACGGUCUCAGAACUGUUUGUGUCAAUUGGCCAUUUAAGUUUAAUAGUAAAAGACUGGUUAAUGAUAACAAUGCAUCGUAAAACCUUCAGAAGGAAAGGAGAAUGUUUUGUGGACCAUUUGUUUUUUUUGUGUGUGGCAGUUUUAAGUUAUUAGUUUUUAAAAUCAGUACUUUUUAAUGGAAACAACUUUGACCAAAAAUCUGUCACAGAAUUUUGAGACCCAUUAAAACAA